Messenger RNA from Amphibalanus amphitrite, 3245 nucleotides. RefSeq names its product dymeclin-like. Bases 144 to 2144 code for a protein of 666 amino acids. The record is from RefSeq and is a predicted model, not a curated record. Gene Ontology annotation, cellular component: Golgi apparatus. The transcript has 13 exons. Gene Ontology annotation, biological process: Golgi organization. NCBI's taxonomy places the organism in Eukaryota, Metazoa, Arthropoda, Thecostraca, Balanomorpha, Balanidae.
UGACAUAUCAACAAACAUUUCAAUGCAUUAUUUUAUUCGCGCACAGCAUAGGAUAAGGACAGGUCGUCGUGAACUGACAUUAAAUAGCGGUGCAUUUUCCUUCAGGAUAAAUGCAUAUUGAUGUCCCCAUAUAUUGAGCAAUAAUGGGCGCUGGUGCGAGUGAUCUCAAGAGCAUCCAAGACAGCCCGGAGCUUCGGAAAUUUGUUGGCGAAGAUCUCAUCGCUCCGAAUGACCCAUUUUGGAAUCAGUUGCUUGGAUUCAAACUUGCAAGGAAAUUAACGAGAAACGAUGACAAGAAUCUGGAAAGCAACUUGCAAGACCUCUUCAACACAUUUCAGACAAAUAAUCCCAAGACAGGAAAUUUUGCUGCCCUGAUAAAGAUAUUCUCGUUGAAAGUAACCGAUUUGAAGUCAUCUUUGGCCCUGAAAUGCGACGACCUGCGCCGGGAGACGCUGGCAGCUGCGCAGCUGGUCCGCCAGCUGUGCCAGCGGCUGGUCUCCUGUUCGGACGAGGAGCAGCUGGUGCGCCAGUGUCGUGCGCUGCCGCUGCCCGACGGGGUGCCGCCGCCGGCCGGAUCCGACCCGCUGCUGCUGCUGAUCGGCACACUGACCGACAUGACCAUCACACUGCCGCUACAGGAAAAUACGUACUUCAUUCACCUGGAGGCUCUGAACACCCUGCUGAUUCUACUUGGCUGUCAGAUGUACACUACCAAACCAGCUCAUGAGCUGCCCGUCUACAGGCUGCUGCUGUCGGCCCAGCCGGCCGCCGACGCGGGCCCCUUCGUCAAGACCCUGCUGCGGCGUGUGUCGGCUAGAGACCGGGCCCCGGACUGGUCGACUGCGGACGGCCCGGACGGCGGCGGCAGCUUCACCCUCGGACUCGCUGGCGGUCUGUGGAGCGCGCUGACGCUCGGAUACAGCAGCCUCACGGCCGGCGGCGCUGAGGAGACCGCCGACCACUGGCCGCCGGUAGCCGCCCAGAGUCUGCUGCUGCUGCUGGUGCUGGGGAACCACUGCACGGACCGGCGCAGCCCGCUCGACAACCCGCACCGCAGAGCCAUGUUCGAGAUGGCCAACUUUCACGACCCUGCGGAGCCGCAGCUGAUGGUGCGGCCCCACUCGUUCCGGGUUGACUUUGGCCGGCUGCUGAACGCGCUGUGUGACCUCCCGCCGAGUGAACCGGCCUCUCUGCUGCUCUAUCUGCUGCUGCACAAGAGCGCCGCCUUCCGCACCUACGUGCUGUCGAGGACAGACGUUGAUACGCCGGUAAUGCCGACGCUACUGACGCUGUACCGUGUGGCUGACAACAGCAGCAGCAGCCACCAGCUGUACAUGUCGCUGAUCGUGCUGCUCAUCCUCACCGAGGACCCGCUCUUCAACCGCAGCGUGCACGACACGCUGGUCAAGUCUGCUCCGUGGUUCACGGAGCGUUCGGUGACGGACAUCUCCGUGGGCGGGCUGAUCGUCCUGGUGCUGGUCCGAGCCAUUCAGUUCAACAUGAAUAACACGCGGGACAAGUACCUGCACACCAACUGUCUGGCGGCGCUGGCCAACAUGUCGGCCGAGUUCCGCCAGCUGCACCCGUUCGUCUGCCAGCGGCUGGUGUCGCUGUUGGAGCAGCUGUCGCGCCGCCACAGCCGGCAGCUGCAGCUGCUGCAGGCGCAGCCGCCGCCCGACGGCGUCUCACUGCAGGACGUGACGGUGCUGGAGGACGUGGUGAAGAUGCUGCUGGAGAUCAUCAACUCGUGUCUGACGGCGCAGCUGGCGCACAACCCGAACCUGGUGUACGCCCUGCUGUACAAACGGGAGGCAAUUCAGGCCUGUCUCAGCCACACCGGCUUCCAGGACAUAUCGCGCAACAUCGAGACGGUGCUGGCCCACUUUCACGAGAAGGUGGCCAGCCUGCCCAAGGAGCCGGGCGUGAAGGAGGUGCUGGCCGUCAUCCAGGAGGGCGUCAGGAUGUUCCCCAUGGAGCGGCUGCGGAAAUUUCCGGAGCUCAAGUUCAAGUACGUGGAGGAGUCGGACCCGGAGGCGUUCUUCAUCCCUCACGUUUGGUCGGUGGUGUUUUCCGGCUCCGAGCUGCACUGGCGGGCGGACACCGUGUGUCAGUUCGACCCGCUGCAGCCCGGCGCAGUCUCCUGAGCUGUGGUACGUAACGAUCAUGGGGUGGACUGUGCGGGACAGCUGCCGCGGCCGGGUGAAGUCUACUGAACUGUGGUACGUACCGCUGAUGGUUAGAGACAGUGCGGGGCAGCUGCGGUGGCCGUGUGUCACACCCGUCCCCAUAAUGGGCUGAGCAGUGAGCUGGUCGCCGGUGCCGUCCACAGGGAGUUACCCAAGGACCCGAGACUGAGAGGCGUGUCGAGAGGAACGCGAGUCAUCGGCGUGGUAUUUAUUGCGAUGGCUUGUUGAAUUGAAAUGCUGCGCAUUAUAGGUGGGUUACCACACAGCUGAAGUGCGGUGAGGAUUUAGAGGAGCGGGAGCCUCACGUUGACGUUUGUACUUCACAUUGCGACAUGAGCGAGCGACAUUGUUUACACUGCUAUUUGCGCUAUGGUGAGCCGCGAUACGCUGCGUAGGUACCAUACCAGCUAAUGCAUUGCUAUACAAAGUAUCUUUAGUGUCAUAUCUAGAUUAGAUUUCUUCCGGUGCGGGCUACUGUCGAUACUUUACUGCCUUACGUCAGUAUUUAUAAUUUUAGCACCCUAGUGGGUCACCACUCAGUUAGGUGUAAGUCCCUUUCUGGGCAUUCGGGUGUCGCGACCUGGGACGCCUUGUGACACGCUCUGCAGCUGGUGUUAUUCGGUAAAUCGGAGCUCCUUUUGUGCCGGUAGAUAAGUUGGUGGCCAGUCCGCUUACUGUCGCUAAUUUCAACCAUGAGUCGUGUUUGUUUGUUUUCGAUAAGUUUUGUUGCGUUGUUUGUUACACAUUCUAUUUAUUAGCGUAUUGUGUCGAGUCGACACUCGCUUCUGUUAUCCAGAUUGACUGGCUUUUUGUUAUCUAGACUGGCUAGUGGUUACAUAAGUAUAUGCAAACGCAUACUUUUAAUCGCAGUUCAUGGAAUUGUAGCAUAUGCAAGGGGUGCUGCAAUGCGUUACCUUCAUGGACGGUGUUUAGUAAUUAACGUGCUGUGAUUAUUGAACGGUUAUUACGGAUUGCUUGGUUUCCCAAUCGUCUGGGCAGGCUGUUACGCAUAUGCAAUGGAACUGCUUGCAAAGUGUGAAUACAAGCGUAGAAGCCAAA